AUGGCACCGGUAAUAGACAACUCGGCCAUCCCAGGCACAGUGACGUUAGUCGAUGUGCAGCAUGUGCUACACACCCAGCAUCUAGAGAGUGGAGACAGGGACAUUGUGCUGAUCCCCACCCCCUCUGCUCAUCCAGAUGACCCACUGAACUGGAGCCCACGGAGGAAGUUGAUGUCGACAGUCUCCGUUAGCGUCUACACAUUAUUCGCCGGUAUCGCUUGCUCGGUAGUUUAUUCAGUCCUCACGCAACUGUCCGAAGAGACCGGCCUAUCAGUCGAUACCCUGAAUGAAGGAACCGGAUAUUUGUUCUUGUUAGCAGGAUGGGGCUUGCUAUUCUGGCAGCCCUUUGCAAUGCAAUAUGGAAAGCGAUUGACAUAUAUACUGUCAUUGGCGGGGAUUUUGGGUACAACCAUGUGGGGACCCUACGCCAAAACCUAUGGCCAGUGGAUCGCUCGCUGCGUUCUUCAAGGCUUUUUCACUGCUCCCAUUGAAGCUCUUCCAGAAAUCACAGUCACCGAUGUGUAUUUUACACACGAGCGAGGAACAUACAUGGGUUUAUAUGCCUUCUUCUUGGCUGGCAGUAAUUACUUCGCCCCCGUCAUCUGCGGUUUCAUUGCCCAGUACCAGGGAUGGCAAUGGGUCUUCUACUGGCCUAGCAUCUUUUGUGGAUGCGCCAUGAUUUUCCUGUUUUUCUUCAUGGAGGAGACGAACUAUGUUCGCGAAGAUAGCCUUCAAGAUGCCACCGUCGCCAAUGUGCGGGUGGGCUCUUCCCACAGCUCCCACAGCUCGGAUCCCGAAAAGGCCCCCGUUGAUCAAUCUGUCCCGGCUACAGAGACGGAAAAUGGUGCAGUCUAUUCCAAGAAGACUUACUGGCAACAGUUGUCUCUUUUGGGUCCCAAACAGAAGCAUAAUACUAUGUUCCGACGACUUUGGCAGAGUUUGUACUUCUUGUCAUGGCCGGUUAUUUUCUAUGCUGGAUUUUCCUAUGGAUCAUACCUGGUAUUGUUUAAUAUUCUUAAUGACACGGCAUCUAUAAUCUUGGGUGGAGCUCCUUACAAUUUUGGAUCCUCUAUGGUCGGUCUUAGCUACUUGGCGUGCUGUCUUGGCGUAGCAAUCGGAUCGAUCUUCACUGGACGGUUCAGCGAUUGGCUGACCAUCAAACUUGCCCGUCGCAACAACGGAGUCAUGGAAGCAGAACACCGCCUAUGGCCCUUUAUUGCGUGUCUACUCCUUGUGCCAGGAUCUCUUCUGCUCUGGGGAGUUGGUGCCGCUCACGACGUACACUGGUUCGGUCUUAUCGUGGCCAUGUGCCUGCUUGCAUUUACCAACACCUGUGGUAUCACUCUCAGUGUAAACUACAUGGUUGACAGCUAUCGCGAGUUGAGUGGAGUGGCGAUGGCUACUAUCAUUUUAGUGCGAAACACCAUGUCCUUUGCCAUCGGUUACGGUAUCACACCCUGGAUUGAUGACCUCGGGUACCAGAACUGCUUUGUGUCCGCUGCCUUUGUAGGCAUGGCAUGCGCAGCUGUAUUCCUGGUAAUGAUCAAGUAUGGAAAGAAUUUCCGGAUCCGCAGCCGCGAGCGAUACUGGAAGAUUGUACAGGAAAACUUCGACAAGGGAAUGGGACACUGA
Penicillium pulvis is the source of this 1632-nucleotide messenger RNA. Its product is annotated as putative MFS transporter. Lineage: Eukaryota; Fungi; Ascomycota; Eurotiomycetes; Eurotiales; Aspergillaceae. Bases 1 to 1632 code for a protein of 543 amino acids. Gene Ontology annotation, biological process: transmembrane transport. The record is from RefSeq and is a predicted model, not a curated record. Gene Ontology annotation, molecular function: transmembrane transporter activity. The transcript is spliced from 9 exons.